This is a messenger RNA of Schistocerca gregaria, 868 nucleotides long. RefSeq lists its product as uncharacterized. The record is from RefSeq and is a predicted model, not a curated record. Bases 87 to 623 code for a protein of 178 amino acids. The transcript has 4 exons. Lineage: Eukaryota; Metazoa; Arthropoda; Insecta; Orthoptera; Acrididae.
CAGAACAACUGCCUAUCAGAAGUCACUUGUUGACAUAGCAACUGUAACACACACAAAUUGUCAAAUUUACCCAAAGCAAUAACAGAAUGAGACCUCGUUAUCCUCUCUACUUUUCAAAAAAUGCAGAAUCUGGAAAACCUUUCAGCUGUGAAGAGUAUCUUAAUGCACUGAACAACACAGUAUUUUAUACAAUUGGGACCAGCAGUCCAUACUAUGACAAGAAAAAAAUAUCUGGCAACAUCAUAUGGAAACAAAAGGGACUGACAAAAGAUGACCUUCGCAAAGAAGAGCCAGAGUGUAAAGUGAUACAGCCAGUUGUAACAAAAAUAGAAUGUAAAUGGGUUCCCGUGGACACUAGCAUCAUAUCACCAAGUUCCAUAGAGGCAUCCAAGCGGAAAUGUGCAGACACGUGGGUGUGGUAUGAGAGACACACUCGCACCAACGAGACUAGUACCCUGACCGAGAUGCUGCCAUUGCAAGGGCGCGUGGUACGACAGUCUGCACCAAAUAUGGGAUGUGCUGCACCGUCUGCACCACGUAUGACCACAACACCGGAGCAUUACUUCCCUCGAGUGUGGAGUGCACACACACGUUUCUCCCGAGAACUGCCUACUGUACAAUGAUACUGAUCUACACCUUUGUGACCUAAAAAGUAACAGUAAACAGCACACAAGAAGUGGAAAACUGCUGGUAUAAUGAAGAACCAAAUUACAUCUAUAAUUUCACAGAGAAUAAUAACAAAAUUUUAAAAUGUGUGAUUCACUUACAUUUCUUUGGUAGAAGCAAAAUAUACUGAGUCUUCACACAGAAAACACUGUGAACCACAGCCAAAACACUAUUUCACGAAAUAAAUCUUUGUCACCUACAA